Schizosaccharomyces cryophilus OY26 is the source of this 2862-nucleotide messenger RNA. RefSeq names its product PEK protein kinase Hri1. The record is from RefSeq and is a predicted model, not a curated record. Gene Ontology annotation, biological process: protein phosphorylation. Gene Ontology annotation, cellular component: cytosol. Gene Ontology annotation, molecular function: eukaryotic translation initiation factor 2alpha kinase activity; ATP binding. The transcript is spliced from 4 exons. The coding region runs from base 375 to 2465 and encodes 696 amino acids. NCBI's taxonomy places the organism in Eukaryota, Fungi, Ascomycota, Schizosaccharomycetes, Schizosaccharomycetales, Schizosaccharomycetaceae.
CUCAACACCAAAUUUAAAACUACUCAAUUUAUCUUUCUUUUUCGUUCUGUUUCAUUUCAUUCUUCUCUCGUUCGUUUCAUUUCUUUGGAAUUCAUUUCUCACUUAUAAGCGGAGAAUUUUCCAAAGUAAUCUUCUACAUUCACUGGUACAACAUUCAAAGGUUUGAAGUAGUACCGUUUUGCUUUUAGAAUUGAACAACUUUCAUUAAGAAUAAGGGUAAUAAUUUAGGAAUUGAUACUACUAUUGUGAAAUAAUAGACCGGGAAAGAGAUAUGUGCAUUGCUUUUCGUUCUUCUUAGUUUUCAUUGAUGAGUCGAUCCAUCUCUUAAUUUUCUUCAUCGGAAUAAACUCUAUCAUUCUGAAGUAAAUAUAACAAUGCUUAAUCCCUCAAGAAAUGCACAUGAUGAAAAUUCUUCCUACGGAAAGAAUAAAAACCGGCAAGCAUUAUCAGCAUAUGGAAGAAAUGGGGCUUUUCAGUUAAAGAAGCAAGAGCCUCCAAGAAUAACUUGCAAAUUGCUCCUCCUCUCUCUUCUUGAGAGUGUUUGCAAAUUAUCUCAGAAAACCCCAGAGAGCUCAAAAAACAUGUUCUUGUAUAUCGCAUAUUCUUUGCGCAACUCGGGUUUAAUUGAGAAUGAAUUUUCCGAGGACUAUGAAGCAAUUCGAGUAGCAUAUUCGGGUGCUAUUCAUGAACUCCUCGCUCAAGCCCACAAUGCUAACAUUGGCCAUGUUUCCGAUGAGCAUCUUUUUUCUCUGAAUAAAACUACUUCAUUCAUGAGCGUCUUGUCAGAUGAAUCUCUUUAUUCCACUUGUAAUGAGCCAUCUGAAUCUCCAACUCUUCCUGAUUCCGUUGAUGCAUUCACGAAUAUUGUUAAUCACGUAUCUUCCCAUUCUGACAUUUCUGACAGUACAUUUUUAAAGAAUUCUCCUCUCAAUAUGUCUGGCUUGGAAGAUUAUUUUUCACCAAAUAAUACCAACUUUGAAAACUUUUACAACGUCCAAAAGUCUCGCUAUUCUUCUGAUUUCGAGGAACUUGAGAUGCUUGGAAAAGGUGGUUACGGUUAUGUGUACAAGGCACGUAACAAGUUUGAUGGUGUUGAAUAUGCCUUGAAAAAGAUUCCACUCACGUUACGAUCUCUUUCUUCUUCAAACAUGUUUCGUGAGUCCCGAAUUUUAGCUCGCCUUAAUCACCCCAACAUUAUUCGAUUCUAUUCUAGUUGGAUUGAGAUUGAGCCUUAUCCUCAUAACGACCCUGCUGAGUUCGAUUCUACUUGCACCGAGGACUUAUUAGAUUCACGCAGCAUUGAUUCAAAUGGCGGUGACAAUCUUUUAUUUGAUAUAGAAACUGAUUCUUUAGACCGUGACUUCUCAAGUGCGAAUUCCUUUCAGGUUGUCUUUGAAGAGGAUUCUCUUGGGACUCAUUUCGACCCAUCUUAUUCGACGAAGCAAUCUACUUGCAGUUUGGCAGCUUUAUUUUCUGGUUAUAAAGAGAGUGAACAAGAAUACUCUAAAAUGCAUUCUUGCGAGCCAGUAUACGCAGAUAAAGAUGACUCUAUAUAUUGUGAAAAAGAGAAUCGUUCUAAAAGACUCAAUAAUUGCUCUCUUUCGUCGAGGUUUGAAGAUUCAAUGACACAUGAGGUCCCUUGUUUCGAUCAAAGGCCUAUUUGUCUUUACAUUCAAAUGGCUUUAUGUGAGGAAACACUCGAGAUUCACUUGAAUAGAAGAAAUAAACACUUUCAUGGUAUGCUUCCAAAGAAUCUUCGUAACCGAUACAUUUUGCUGUUUUCUAGAAUACUAGAGGGUGUUAUGUAUCUUCAUAACGUCAUGAAUUUGGUUCAUCACGAUUUAAAGCCAAGGAACAUUUUUCUAUCCUCAAGUACAUCAUCGGAACAAGGUUCGGUUCGUCUACCUUGUUUUUCUGGAAAGCCUCAUCUUUCAAACGAACCCAUUGAAAGCAAAUUUUUCGUUCCAAAGAUCGGUGAUUUUGGUUUGGUACUUUCGCAGUCAGAUGAUGGUGACUCGUCUGAAGAGAAUGGUGGAUUUUAUUUUGCAGGCACCCAUACUUACGCUGCUCCAGAGAUGCUAUCAAGGCAUAUGAAAGCUCAAGCUAUAAAGAAUAGCACCGCAAUUGACGUUUAUGCUCUUGGAAUUUUGUUCUUUGAGCUUUUGUAUCCUUUUGGGACCCGCAUGGAAAGAGUUUCCUUGAUUAACAAUUUGAAAAAAGGUCUUCUUCCUGAAGACUUUCUUGAACAAAUGCCCGGGGAGGCAAGUCUCAUACUGUCCAUGUUGAGUAGUCCAGCGAAGCGACCUACAGCUGCCCAAAUACUGAAAACUCCUAUUUUUAGCAAUAUGGCGGUAAAUGAACUUCACCUGUAUGAAGCUCUGUUAGAUGAUGUUCAACAACAAAACAAUUCUUUAAAGGCAGAGCUAGAAACGCUAAAAUCCAAGCUUGUCAAUUCUUCAAGUUGAUGUUCUACGUUUUAUGUCCCCUUUCUUACGUUUAUGAUGGCUUAUUUUACGAUCCAUCUGAAGUGACGAAUUUAGUUUUAACUUUUAGUUUAUGAUUAUAUGACCUUUAUCCCUUUUUCAUUUAUGCUUCGAGAUUAUAUGAACAUAUUUUUGAAUUUUUCUCUGCUUCGUUGAUUAUCCUUUACUGUCAUAUUCCUCUAAGCAAGCAUGCCAAACGUCUAUAUUAGCAAUAUACAGGAUGGGAAAUCUCUACUGAAACUUACUAUUAAAUUUUUUUUUAUCAGUGUUUAGUAGGAUACUACAAACCUCUAGGAGUCCUACUCGUUCAAACAGCUAGCUACUGGCGAUAUUUAAGUAUUGAAUUUUGAUAGUGAGUAUUGAACUUAAACUUUUGAAU